UAUUAUCUAUGACUUUUUUCUAUGGAUUUUCUUUUCGGGUCACGUCAAAUAACCUCAAUAGUGUGUGUACAUAUUACACAUUUAAAAUAAUCCUUAAAAAUAAAAUCCAUCAACCAAGAUGGCAAUAAGACCAGUAUAUAGGCCUAGAAUUGUAAAAAAACGUACAAAGAAGUUUAUUAGACAUCAGUCAGAUCGUUAUGCUAAACUAAAGAGAAACUGGAGAAAACCUAAGGGUAUUGACAACAGAGUUCGCAGGCGCUUCAAGGGACAAUACUUGAUGCCUAAUAUUGGUUACGGUUCAAACAAAAAAACGCGCCACAUGCUACCAACUGGCUUCCGGAAAGUCCUAGUUCAUAAUGUCAAAGAACUUGAAGUCCUGAUGAUGCAAAAUCGAAAAUUCUGUGCAGAAAUUGCUCAUGGAGUGUCAUCAAAAAAGCGAAAGACUAUUGUAGAAAGGGCACAACAGUUGUCAGUGCGUGUUACAAAUGGACAUGCAAGACUUCGUAGCCAGGAGAACGAAUAAGUUAUUUUGUAUUAUUGUAAUAAAUAAAAUAAUAAAUGAAAUAGCUGUAAA
Messenger RNA from Agrilus planipennis (emerald ash borer), 574 nucleotides. RefSeq names its product 60S ribosomal protein L32. The transcript has 4 exons. Gene Ontology annotation, molecular function: structural constituent of ribosome. The coding region runs from base 119 to 523 and encodes 134 amino acids. Gene Ontology annotation, cellular component: cytosolic large ribosomal subunit; ribosome. The record is from RefSeq and is a predicted model, not a curated record. NCBI's taxonomy places the organism in Eukaryota, Metazoa, Arthropoda, Insecta, Coleoptera, Buprestidae. Gene Ontology annotation, biological process: translation.